Messenger RNA from Lodderomyces beijingensis, 1383 nucleotides. The record is from the annotation of a GenBank genome assembly. NCBI's taxonomy places the organism in Eukaryota, Fungi, Ascomycota, Pichiomycetes, Serinales, Debaryomycetaceae.
AUGUCAACAAUCACCACCACUACACCAAGUGCUAGUUCGAGCGGGGGUAAAAUCAAGACUCCCUUGAAAAAAGAGGAGCUCGACAAGAUCGCGCGGCAACUAAAGCAAAAGCUCUCCAAGGCGAGCAUCGCGGCAAAGCAGACAUUGUCGCCAACAAACAUGAAGAGCAGCUUGCCCCCUUCAAGCGCCUCGGCCUCGGCCUCGGCCUCCUCACCUUUGCAAAAUUACCUUCCUAGCAGUGCCACCAAGAGCAAAUACAAAGACUCACCUUUACGAGCAAACGACACAACCACGUUAUCUUCCUCUCCAAAUUUUUACUCCCCGAGCCACAGAUCUCCAACACACAUGAAAACACCAGCAGCAGUGUUUCUUUCUUCGUCCCCUUUGAAAAACACAACAACGUUUGGCCAAGAUGGCGAUGAAAUAAUGGGCGACUCUCCAACAAAGAGAAGAAAAACCGGACUCAAUACUAGCACCAGUGCUUCUUCGCCUACAAAGAUGGUCUUGGCUGAACUUGCACCGAGUCUGCAGUCGUCCCACCAAUUACCUCGCCACACCCCAGCAUUGAAACCCUCGUUGGACAUGUCCAGAUCUCCAAUUCGACCCUCGCAAAGUCGGAGGAGAAGCAGCGAAAGCACGAGAGAAGCGCAUGAUGUCACCAAGACUCCCCGGCCGGCACCUGCCGACACCGAGGGUGCCGAUUUGCUAAUCUACCUUGCCACAUCGCCUAGUCCCGCCAAAGCCUAUAAACCGCGCGUCUCGUUUAACGAUGUGCCUGCCACAUUACAAAAUCACCCACAACCCAGCGAUCACCCACCGCAAUUGCAGCCGCUUUCUGCCCCACAAUCACAACCACAACCAUUACAACAACAAGGUCAGCUCCUGGCUAGCACGACCUUUGUCCCACCUCCUUUACCACCAGCAACGCCCAAGAGAAUAAGCCAGCAUCAUCCUAGCAACGCACGAACACCUCAAAACCGGUUGACUCCCUUCUUGGGCGGCAACUUGGGGUCGAAUUUACCGUCCUCGGGGUUGACUCUAACGCCGCAGGGUUUUAACAUGAAUGACUAUGUCAAUAUUUUCACCCCGUCACCUGGACAGGCGUUGAAACAGAAUUUAUUGCGGACUCCCGAUUUCAACAGCGUGAUCAACGGUGGCAGCGGCGCCGGGGGUCUAAGUGGUCAGACGCCAGGUGCAAAGCGCAGCGAUGGUAAAUUGUGGAAUUUCAACAAGGUGUUGUUUAAUAAUCAUGGCGCUCCUCCUCCUCCUAACGUUGAAAACGUUACCACCACCACUAGUAACGCUGGUGGUGCUGGUGCUACCGCUACUGCUACUGCCACUGCUACUACUACUGGGUCGGCUGGCAGUAUGAGAGAUAUUUAG